GAAACCCCUGAAAGCCACCCUUUGCCCAUGGCCGCGUGCUUUUUGCCAUGCCGCGUGUGAUGCUCGAGUAUGGGCUGCAGGGGCCGAUGAGCCGCCCCAGGCCCAGCUCCUUCUGGAUCGACUGCUCCAGACUGGAGGGCUUCUCCAUGGUCAAGGGGAAGAUUGUUUGCGCGAUGAAGAAGCUGGCCUUCAAGGCGAAGGUCCUCAUGGACCAGAUGCCGUUUGACCAGAACUGCAAAGCGAUUAACUUCGUCCUGGACCGGCAGAAGCGGCAGUGGUACAAGUGCUGCAUGCAGGCGAUGCAGCCGCUGAAGUGCAUCGAGGUGCAGCCAACGGCGUGGUUUUCGCAGCGCAACGAGUUCGGCGUGUCGCUGCCCUUCAACAAUGAGGAUGCGCAGAUGUGCUUCCGAGAGAAGAGGCAUCCAGACUUCAACUGCCCAAUGGCCUACUGUGACAAUGUCAAGGAGAAUUGCGUAACCAUCGGGGACUUGGGGAAGGACGCCAGCUGGCUGGUGCCUCCGAAGCCCAAGGGAAAACUGGCCAUGCUGGACAAGAUCAAGGGCCUCCUGGCAGGCUUGCACAUGCCCAACGUGCAGGUGCUGCACUUCUCAGUCCCCGAGCCGCUGGCGGCUUUGCAGGCCUUGGAGCCUCGCCGCGCUUCAAGAAGCGGGGCCAAGGCCCUGCGCGACUUCCUGUAGGUUGCGGACGGUCGCAGCCGGCGCGGAGAUCCGCCCUCUUGAUUCUUCACCCGCUUUCUGAACGCCUUCCGAGACCGCUGCGAGACCGCCGAGACUUUCCCAGCGCCGAGACCCGGAAGGGCCGAGAUCUCACGCCACGUGGCAAGUGUCCA
Effrenium voratum is the source of this 850-nucleotide messenger RNA. Lineage: Eukaryota; Dinophyceae; Suessiales; Symbiodiniaceae. The record is from the annotation of a GenBank genome assembly.